Messenger RNA from Petromyzon marinus (sea lamprey), 6902 nucleotides. RefSeq names its product disintegrin and metalloproteinase domain-containing protein 9-like. NCBI's taxonomy places the organism in Eukaryota, Metazoa, Chordata, Hyperoartia, Petromyzontiformes, Petromyzontidae. Gene Ontology annotation, molecular function: metalloendopeptidase activity. Gene Ontology annotation, cellular component: plasma membrane. The record is from RefSeq and is a predicted model, not a curated record. Gene Ontology annotation, biological process: proteolysis.
UCACAACAGAUCGUGGGACACGGGGCUCACGCAGGGCCACUCCGGUCGAGCCACAUGAGUGAGUGGGCGACCGAGGAAGCAUCUCCAUCAAAACCGCGCUCAACUCGGCCACGGACAUUCACCACGCCCGCCACAAUCGCGUCCCAACGAUGGCGUUUAUUGCCGCCACCGAUGUAUAUCGAUCUUCACACCACGUAUAGCCCAGCUAAAGGCAAGGUGGCGAGGUGUACACCUCCCCCCCUCUCUCUUCCACAGUCGUUACCUGUCUGUACAGCAGCAGCACACUCUGUGUGUGUGUGUUGCGCGACAUUCCGUAGGUUACACAGAGCAUCGACAGUGUCGUCGUCGUUGUUAGUGCAGCGACAGUGUCGUCAAUCGCAGCUUUGCCCCACUCGCGGACACAUCGGCGGUGGUGCCCGUCAGGCUGUGAAGAUGUCCGUGGCACCGGGAGGUGGAGGAGGAGGGCAUGAGACGUCUUGGACCGUGGCGGAUGAUGUGCCGGGCGUCUUGCGGUCUUCCUCGGCUCGCGCGGACUCCUCUCGCCCUGCCUGGAGGCUAUGGAAGCGGCGUGUCCGUGUCUACAUGCUGGUGGCGUUCAUCUGCCAGGGACCUGUCCUCGCUAAAGCUGAGGAUGUGUUGCGGACGGCAGACCCAGGGACUAACCCCUACGAGCCGCUGCACUUCAGCCUGACGGAGCCGUACAGGCUGGAUGGGCGACACAAGCGUGAGAUCCAGCCCGCCAGCCCUGAGGCAGUGCACCCAGACAGGGUACAGUACGUCGUGCGGGUGGGUGACAAGGAUCUCAUUCUCAACCUCGAGCGGAACAGGGACCUGCUACCCGCCCAUUUAAUAACAACCUACACAGGAAGAGCACCAUCCUUUACAAAUGUCACCGCUCACUGCUACUACCAUGGUGAUAUUGAAGGUGAAUCGGGGUCAACUGCCAGUGUCAGCACUUGCUACGGGCUCAGGGGCCACUUCAGCGUGGGGGACGUGAGCUACGGGGUGGAGCCGUGGGGGGGGGCUGGCGUGGCGGGGGAGAGGGUGGGGAGCCUCCACCGCGUCUUCCGUCUGACCGACACGUUCCACGCCUCGAACUCCUCCUCCUCCGCUUGCGGCGUCGUCCACCCGUUGGAGCCAACGCUGCACCGCGAUCCGGCCCUGGAGCCGCUCCGGGGCCAGCAGCAGCAGCUCCACAUCCGGGUGCGCCGCGCCGUGCUGCCGGGAACGCGCUACGUGGAGCUGCUGCUCGUGGUGGACAACACCCUGUUCACAAACCGGUACAAGGGAAACAAGACGGCAAUGGUGCACGACAUGGCAGAAUUGACCAACAUCAUGGACUCGUUCUACAAGUCGAUCAACGUGCGCGUGGUGCUCGUGGCUGUGAACGUUCUCACCAUCGACGAGGAGAACCUCAUCAUGGCCACCAAAGCGGCCGGCGCCGUCCUCGGGAAGUUUGUCAAGUGGCGAGAGUCGAAUCUGCGCACCCUGCCACGCCACGACGUGGCACACCUCAUGAGUAAUGGCUUUACGGGAGCCCUGGGCAUGGCUUUCGUGGGGACCAUCUGCUCCCGAAGCACGUCGGGGGGCGUGAACAGCCUGGGAUCCCGCAGCAUCGUGGUGAUGGCCUCGGUGACCGCACACGAGCUGGGGCACAACCUGGGCAUGGGCCACGACAACGGGCGCAGUUGCAGCUGCCCCAAGUCCUCCUGCAUCAUGGUGGGAUCGCUCCCGUCCCCGGUGCCGACCAAUUUCAGCAGCUGCAGCACGGACGACUUCGAGGACCUGGUCGUGCAGAGGAAGGGCGGCAAGUGCCUGCUGAACGUGCCCAAGGCGGACGAGGCAUUCCGCCCGCCCGUAUGCGGGGACAAGAUGCUGGACGCCGGCGAGGAGUGCGACUGCGGCUCCCCCGAGGAGUGCGACAACAAGUGCUGCGACGCCCGCACCUGCCGGCUGCGAUCCGGAGCGCGCUGUGCCUACGGCUCCUGCUGCAAGGACUGCCAGUUUGUGGGCCAGGGCGAGGUUUGCCGAGCGGCCCAGGGCGUGUGCGACCUGCCCGAGUUCUGCUCCGGCUCGGCCGCCUCCUGCCCGGACGACUCGUUCCUGCAGAACGGCCACCCCUGCCAGAACGCCGCUGCCUACUGCUACAACGGCGUCUGCCAGACGUACACGUCGCAGUGCGAGGGCAUCUGGGGUCCCGGAGCUGUCCCUGCAUCCGAUCACUGCUUCACAAUUGUCAACAUGAAGGGGAAUGAGUUUGGGAACUGUGGAAUGAACGCCGCUGGAACCCCCGUUUCCUGUCAGUCACGGAACGUCAAGUGCGGGAAGCUGAUCUGCACCAACACUCCCAACGAGCCACUCAUCGGACACAUUCCCAACUACGUGAGCUACGAGGGCUGCCGUGCUGUGGAUUACAACUAUGGGCCCGACGUUCCAGACCCGGGCCUUGUGCAGCCAGGAACCAGCUGUGGCUCUGGCCUGGUGUGCUAUGAUCAAAAGUGCCAAAGUGACACGAUUCUCGGUUAUGACUGCAACACCACCACGAAGUGCAAUGGCCGUGGGGUUUGCAACAACCACAAGCAUUGCCACUGCUCGAUGGAUUGGGCCCCCCCGGACUGUUCUUCGAAAGGCUGUGGGGGUUCCAUAGACAGCGGGCCCACUUGCAAAGCAGAUAAAUCCCAGCUAUUGUGGCUGCUGUUGCUGCUGGUUCCGGUGCUGGCGGUGGUGGCGUUCCUCGGCAGACGGCAGUACAUACGCAGAAAGUACAUGAAGCGCAGACAGGAGUGCAGUUCUGACAACACCAAAGCAACGCCCAAAGGAGAAUCCAAAUUUCGACCAUCGUCGCAGUUUAUGGAAUCGUCUCAAGACAAUGAUUACAAUGGCAAGGCAUCGGAUCCCAGCAGCACAAAUAUACCCAAGAGACCUCUGAUUCCACCCCAAGCCAGUGCUCCCAAAACCUCAGCGACUCAAAGCCAAGUCCACUUUACAAAUGGCUCUGAAGUCUCUACAAUAGUGCCCACAAGGCCUCCUCCGUCGGUGCCUAUGUAUUCCAAGCAAGGCACAUCCAAAGCUACGGGACAAGAAGAGCCGCAACAGCAGUGGCAUACAAAACCUCAGUACUUGGCUGAGCAGGAUGCCUGGCAGAUCAAUAAAGAAGCCAUGGCGGGGUCUCGCGAUGACAUCUCGGGUGGUCACGGUGCCAGGGUGUCGUCUAAGCCAGCGUUGCUGCCAAAGCCAGGCAAUCUCACGCCAUUAGUUUGAGUCGUCUGUUCCUCGGAGGCCACGCGUCUGAUGGUAGCAAACGGGACAAAAUACACUUGAGACUAUGUAAGGCUCGUGACAUUACAUUCAUGGGAACAUGGGCUGUUGUUAUGGUAUGUAUUGUUCAUUAUUGCACGCCUGCAUGUGCAGAUUUUUUUCCGAAGUUGCAUAUGCAAUAUUUUUCAACAAUAGGGUACUCUCAAUGUUCGUUUUUUUGGCAUGAGGCUGAAAUUCCAAGCUCACAGCAGUACGCCGCUACCUGCUUGCAUUGCCACCUUUUUGCCAUUGGUUUGAUCAACACUUUUGAGUCGUUUGUAGGGGUGGAUUUUUGUUCGGAAGGACAACAAACACUGAACUCAUUCUGAAUGGUCUGGGCUACCAUGUAAAAUUUCCAGCCGUUCCCCUUAUAUGCAAAUGCAGGUCCCCGUUGAGCUGCAUUAUUAUUAAAGUUGACAUUGGUUUUACCCAUUCCACAAGUUAUUUGGCGCGAUUGUGCAUCUGAUAUGAAUUCCUGCAGUCACGAAAGCUUUAAGUCAAGAUUUAUGCAUCUGAUCUAUAAUUAAAAUAUUGGGCUCGUUUGAUGUGUUGGUGCAUGCCCGUUUUUAUAUAUUUACAUAUAUAUUGGCAAAGCCAUGCAAAGGUUUCCUUUACCAUCGUUAGGGAGAAUCGCCAAAGGUGAUGCACUUCCACUGUUUUGCCACAAUAUGAAUCCGGCCCAAUGUGGUAGAAUUUUUUUUUCUGUGAUGAGCAAAGUUUGUGUUUUAGGUACAGUUUUACAGUCGCACAGAUACCGUAACGUUGACAUGUUGCACGCAUGUGUGCUUAAUACUCAGCAGGGAUAUUUCUGAGCUCUUUUUAGUUCGAAGGGCUAUACCACAUUCUCUUGAAUACGAAACGUGCACUGGAGAUGUGAUUGCUUUCUGGCAUCACACCGCUCGUUUGUUUGUACGUACGCGCUACUGAUUUCCUACAACGGAAGAAAUAUUGACGUGAAUGGGUCUGAACUUGCACAUAAAGCAAACCACUGUACUUUAAAAUGAGAUCUGACACUUGAUGUGAUUUUACUUCUCAGCCAUGUUUGAAUUUCAUUUGUACAGUGUUUAAAUGCAUAAUGGUAUUACUCGUGUAAGGCUGUCAAAUGGUUUCAAAAUGUAUAUUAUGACCUGAGUAAAUGCCAAAACCGUCAUAUAAACACGUGGUCGCGGAUUACCUGUUUCUCUUACUGAAAAAAUAUAGUGUAGAGUUAAUUAACGCAUGUAUCAGAGCAGAAGUAGAAUAAUCAAUGCAAGUAGAAUAAUCAAUUAAAGUAAAUGAUAAAUUAACGUAUGAUAAGCCUUGAAACAACACCUGUAAGUUUUGGUUUCCCUUGAAAAAACUAACCGUUAAUUUACGACUUUUAUAAGUCUCGCAAAGUGGGUAGUCAUUGAAGAAUGUACGUUUUAUGUGUUAUGUCAGUUUAUGAGUUGUUUUCUCUCCAUCAUAACUUUGUGAUCCGUUAAAUUUAUUCGCAAAUGCCAACAUAGUGCUCAGUAUUUAAGGCAACAUUGGAACAUCGCCCUGCUGAAAACUUAAACCUGUUAACAAUAACGAUUUAUAGUGCUUUGUCAGUCAAUUUUACUGACGAAGGCCUUCCGACGCCAUGACAGUCAUGGGGGUGGUUGCAUGAGCAUACUUCAUGUUGCUGAACAGUGCGGGUUGGUGAAGGGUGGCCUGGGACAGCUUCAGGUAUCUUUCGCCACCGAAUGUUAAUUGUGGAGAGAAAUAGAACUCCGGUAACCGGAAUCAUAAUACGGUGCACUAAUCACUGUGCUACCGCUCUACCCGAUUGUGGUCCAUAAGAUCAUAAAUGUCCAUCGACAUCGUGUGGGAUUACCAAAUGCGUCGGGCUCCUGUUGUUUGAUGUCCAAGGUAAUUUUUGGGUGAUGUCACAAACUUUGGUUGGUACAGAAUUUGACAGAAAGAACGAUGGCAGGCAGCCACAGUAGUUUCUGACUCCCAACUGAAGGAGGGAAUGAAUUCCACUUGCGGGUUCAUCAGUCCACAUUCCGAUAACCACUUAAAACUCCCAGCAACGACGGGUCAUCUGAGUCUGGCAGAGACGAGGUGGAGUUUGUUAUCUCUUCACACUGCAGCUACAAGCCACCAGAUGUCAUGAGACAGCUUGCGUUACACUCGGGUUUAUUCUUCUGUUCGCAGCUCACUGUAAUGUCCCUGUUAUUCCGACCAUUGUGCAAUGCUGCUGUUGCAUUAGCCCGCAUUCCAAAUGCAUGAUCUUUGCCCGUAGAACACGACACGUGUGUCUGCGGUUUUGAGAUGUGCACUCCAAGCAAAUCCUCAUUUAAAGACGUACAUUAUGUAUUACGUUUUACCAUUAUGACAGCCUGUACAAUAGCAUUAGUAAGGAAACUCAUGGUAGAGUGUCAAACAUUUUUUUCUUAUUACAACGUGCAUGUUUUUUUUAUUUUAUUGGCCAAAUUCUUUGUCCCACAUCGCGUCCGUUUUUGUUGCACUGACUGUACGCUCUGUGCAUGUGUGCGUAAUGUUGGUAUGUAUACUUUUUUAAGGCAGAGCACCACAGUUAAACUGUGAUGGAUGGAUGUUGUAUGUUCUGCCAAAUUCAUUGCUCUAUACACGGAGACAAAUACAAAAAGUGCUGAUGGUGGGCUUCUAUGAGGAAUCACGGAGCACAGCUGCCCAUGCCUGGCCGUCUUUAUCUCCAUAGUGCCGAUGUUUACACACCGCACCAAUUACACGUUUUAGGCUGAGUUUACUAAUGCAGAGAACCAGGACCAGCUCAAAUGUCACGGGAUGCUGUUGUUAGCGGUGAUUGGGAAUUGUACCCAGAUACCUGGGUUCAUAGCGCAGUACACUAACCACGACACCACCACUCCCCCUGUAGACACACAUGCAUGCGCAUGCCUAUUCUUGCAGUAAUGUCCUGGGGAUGGAUUUGAUCACAAUCCUUUAUUCAAGGAUUAUUUGGAAUCUAGAAUAGGGCGGAACUGAGAUUUAAAUCAUCACAGAAGCUCAACAAUGAAAACUACUGUUAUUGGCCACUAAAACCGCUGUUAAAAUAUUACGGCAAUGUUAAGACAAAAAUUUACCAGACCUUACACGCUGCACUAACUGUGUGUGGGCUGUCACAACAUUUAGAAAUACACACUGACAUAGAUUAUACCACACGAGUUUAAAUGUUAAGACUUAUUGUACUGUGGUUAUGUAAUGUUUGAAGCCUGUGCACUUAAUGUUUUGACUGCAGCUGAUGGCUGCUGUGUAAUUUUCAGUCUGCAUAGGUUUGUCCACUUGAUUACAAAAUAUUUAAACAUGUUUCAAAUAAGAGGUUUUUACUGCUAUAAUUUUACCCUCAUGGAUUGAGAGCAUUUUAAUAAUCAUUAAAGAUAUACAACCACUCUCAUAACACAACGCUGUUAACCGAUUUGAAUUUGAAUGUCCCAUUGAGCUGUAAAUAUUGUUAGGAACGCUUUUAUGCAAAUUUAAUUAUCCAAGGUGUAUCAGAAUUUAAUGAAAUUGCAGAUGCAGGUUAUUUAAUAGGUUCGAGAAUAUUUUGUAUGUAUAUACUGUAAAAGUACAUGUUGUACUUGAUGUGAAUGGAGAUGAAUAAAGUUGUCUUUGGCUGUUCA